GGUGUAGUCGAGCGAAGCGGACGUUUCGUGUGUCUUUACGUCGGUCCUCGCAACGAUCUUCUACGCAACGCGAUCGUCUCGUAUACGAUGUCUAUUGAUUUCGUUCAAGUGAUUGUCGCGAUCCGUAAUCGUAUCGUGAAAUUGGACGGCGAUUUGCCGAGAUAGAUUACCGAGUAAUACGAAGUAAAAGUCGUCUGUUUAAACGAAUCGCACGCGGCGGUUCGUCGUGUCGCGUCGUAAGAUUGAACAGUGGUUGUGACGCGAUUAAAGCGGAAAGGAUCGGCUUUAGAAACGGGAGUGGAAAAUUCGCGAGUGUGCCGGAGAACAGCGUAGACAACGACACCUGAGAGGAGGCCACCCGAAUGGAGGAGGAGGAGGCCCAUACAACUCCGUCGCUGACCAAUUGCAAAAUCGUUUGGACUUGGCCGGGAUUUCGAUAUCUCCUUCAAUUCCCGGAAUUUUCGUGUCUAAUUAACACGCCGUUGAAAAAGUAAUAGUCGCGAAAUAUUCUGUAUAUUACAAAUAUAAGUCGCGACGAAUAAAAUAGCGCGCAAGGAUCGCUCAAUAGACAUCGCGGGCGGAAAAGGAGAUUGAAAAAUGAAAAUCGACGACGCACGUAAUAACCGGAAACGGACGCGUUCUACACUCGAAAUACACUUUCUUCCCGCGCGAAGGUGUCGUUUCAGUUUGAAUCCAAUUCUAAAUGAAAAGCGACGCGCGUCGACUUGCGCCUAAAGUUAACCGCGUCCCUCAAGAGAAAAGCAGCCUGUGUCGUUAUUCGUCGCUCAUUGCUCGAUAGAAACUCGCCGGGGACAAUAAUCUGUUACUUUGGUAGAAAUAAAGCAAGUCUCUCUUCGAACAAAAAGAGCGGAUAGUACAGAAGCGCGGGAGACGCUCGGCGUGCGCGCGCAGCGGGCCCGCGCAUGCGCGCGCGGUCACUCGCGUUCGUUCGAAUUCCACGGCGCAGUCGAGACGGUCAAGCGGAUCCUCCGAGAGUCGUUCCUCGCCGCGGCCGCCCACGGAUUCCCUCGUCCCCCGUGAUUCGUCGCUCGCAAUGUCGAUCAGGCCGCUGUGGCCGGACCUGCGGCCGCGGGCGACCGACCCGCUGUGGUUCAACGCCGACAGGCCGUGCGACGACGAGAGCGAGGUCGCCGCGCUCGAAGCCGAGCACCAAGCCUGGCGGGAUCACGUGCGGGUGCAGGGCUACGAGCACAUCCCGAUCGGGAAGACGGUGAGCGACUUCAGAGGCUCGGAGGGGGAGGAAGAGGAGGAGGAGGAGGAGGAGGGCGAGGGCGAAGAGGAAGACGAGUCGGAUACUCACGAGGAGGAGGAGGAGGAGCUCGACGAGAUCGACAUGGAAGUCAGUUAUUCCCAUCACCCGCAGAGGUCCAGCCCGACGGACACGGUGACCGCUCCCGUAUCCAUCCGGAUGGUCAACGCGUCGAAUCUGACUCGUUAUUCUUAAUCUCCGCGUGCCGAUUCGAAUGCAUAUACUUGUGAUGGCGUGUCUCGCCCAACUGUUUAGCGAAGUAAUAAUUAUGUAAUUCUAAUACUGAUAACGAAUUAUCUAUAAGUCCACCGGAUCUGUUGUACAGAUCGACGGCGUCAACGUGCGAAUAAUUAAAGGUCCAGCCGUGUUCUCUAUCCCGAA
Molecule: messenger RNA, 1651 nt
Organism: Vollenhovia emeryi
Lineage: Eukaryota; Metazoa; Arthropoda; Insecta; Hymenoptera; Formicidae
Product: anaphase-promoting complex subunit 15-like
Exons: 3
Coding region: 1055-1465 (136 amino acids)
Biological process (GO): regulation of mitotic cell cycle spindle assembly checkpoint
Cellular component (GO): anaphase-promoting complex
Source: RefSeq, a predicted model, not a curated record